AUGUUCGGCAUCCUGGGCGCCCGCGACCGCAGCGACGGCACUGAGGAAUAUGCCUCGUUCGACGAGCUCUUCGCGGCGCUGAAGACGCGCAUGCAAAAAGAUGGGUACAAGGUCGUCAAGUCACGUACCCAUCGAAACAAGGUCGGCGGCACCUACGAGAAAGGAAGCGAGGUCGUCAGAUGUGACCUCGUCUGCGAUCGUGGUGGCCAGCCUUACAAAUGCACAGCGACGCAGCUGAAGACAUCCACCAAGAAGACCAAUUGCCCUUGGAAGGCCAAAGCCGUCAAUCGUAAGACGCUGGGGAAAUGGAUCUUGACCAUCAUAUGCAGCGAACACAACCAUGAAGCGCGUACGCCCGACCCGCCGACCGAUGAGGAGGAUGCUGAUGCGGAGGGAGAUGCCGACGUCGUUCAGGACGUAUCAAUUGUUCCGGAAGUGCAAAACUCUGGUCCGGCGCCAGAUCCCACAACAGCUGCCCUCCUUCUCAUGGUGGGAGCCGCUCCCAACACGAUGCGACUUACCGGCGAGACCUUUCACAACUUCAAGUCCGAGUACCGCAAGAUGUCGAAACCUGAACGCCUGGGUAUACUAGCCCAGAUGCAACUGCGCAUCGCAGCCAUAUAUGCCGUCGAGAACGAGGAUAUGCAGAGACAAGAAAGGCAGGCUAGGCAGGAGAAGAAGCAUCAAGAGAUCGAAGAAAGUCGACGCAAAUCGCAAAGCACACAACAGCCGCAGCAGCAACAGCAGCAGCAGGUACCACAGCAACAACUACCACAGCCACCGCCCCAGCAACAGCAACAGCACCAACAACAGCAACCCCCUCAACCGCAACAACAGCAGCAGCAUCAGCAAGUGCAGCAUCAACAAUAUCAACAACAUCCCCAACAGCACCAGCAGCAACAAGUACAGAAUCAUAAUCUUGGCCACAAUCAUGGCCAUAACCACAAUCGGGUUCAGCAGCAGAUGAACCAGAUGUCCCGGGAUGGCAUGGCUGGUAUGCCUAAGCACCCGUUUGAGCAGACAACCCACGACGAGCACGCGCAGUAUAGAGAUCGGCAAGCUGAGAUCGAGGAGCGCAACCAGAGGACGAUGCAGAUGCGCGGGCAGCACCUUAACAACACCUUCCAGCAGCAGAAUGCUGUCCAACAGACGCCUAUUCCUGUGCCUCAAUUCGGCAUGCAGUCGGCGCAAGGGAGCGUCAAGUGCCUCGCCGGCCACAGGCUCAAAGAGGCGUGGCCGGCCGAAGAAGACAGCUAUGGACCAGACACUCGACCCCAGCCUUCACAUGGGAAGAUAGUCGCCGCUUGUGCCGUUAAGGGUUACAGAUACCCUACCGGAUGGAGGAACUGGGGCAUGGCGUUUAUAAGGAUACCAGCGCAGCAAGCUGACCCGGACAUACUUAGUUUUCUUCUCGCUGGAAAAGCACAGUUCCGGGAGAGAGCUGCCAGGAUGGCUCUCGGAGUUUCGAUGCCAUUUUUUCAGGCCGUUGUAGUGGGGGCGUCGCAACCACGGGCAAUUUUUGACCGAUGGUCCCUGGUCCACCGUCCCGUCUGCGCAUCAAAAUUUCUGCCCCACCAUCCCGCAUCGCCGCGGUCAACCGACGCAACAACCAUGGCGACGGUACUCCCCCCGCCCUCGAAGCGUCAAAAGCGCGAGACGCUCGAGAAGACACAGACUCAGCAAGAUGUCACAGCAAUGGCUCCGGGCCUUGAGGGCUCUUUUAAGGCCCGCUUCGUUGAUGGCGACGGACAGCAGCUGGCUGAGGUGAUCGAGGUGCCCCUCGCCGACGCUUCUGAGAAGAACUUGACUCUCCUUCUCAACACUUUGCAAGGAAAGGAUAGAGAAGACUUCCUCCCGUACAAGUUCCGAAUCCACAUCCCCGACACAGAUAUCAUCGUCGACCAAUACCCCACCAACCUCCUCGAGCUCCUUCGCAGCCAUGGCGUCGCAAACCCCUUCGAAACAACAGUCACUCUUAGUGCCGAGCCCCAGGCCGUAUUCAAGGUGCAAGCCGUCACCCGCAUGGCCCAUCGCAUCCCAGGUCACGGCGAAGCCAUCCUCUCAGCCCAGUUCUCCCCCGAGACCAGCAAGAGGUUAGCAACGGGCGGUGGAGACAAGACAGCUCGUAUAUGGGAUACCGAGACAGGCACCCCGAAGUUCACACUCUCGGGCCACUCCGGCUGGGUGCUCUGCGUUGCGUGGUCCGCCGACGGCCGCCGCCUCGCAACGGGCAGCAUGGACAAGACGGUUCGCCUCUGGGAUCCGGACAAAGGCGUCGCUGUCGGCCAGCCCCUAUCUGGCCACGCAAAAUGGGUCACUGGAAUCGCCUGGGAACCCUAUCACCUCUGGCGCGACGGCACUCCCCGCCUGGCAUCCGCCAGCAAGGACGCGACGGUGCGCAUCUGGGUCGUCAACACGGGUCGGACAGAGCACGUCCUGUCGGGCCACAAGAGCAGCGUCAGCUGCGUGAAAUGGGGCGGUACGGGGCUCGUCUACACGGGCAGCCACGACAAGACGGUCAAGGUCUGGGACUCGGUCAAGGGCACUCUCGUACACACGCUCUCCUCACACGCCCACUGGGUCAACCACCUCGCCCUAUCUUCCGACUUUGCCCUAAGAACGGGCUUCUUCGACCACACUCCCACGCCGGAGACGGAGGAGGCUCGCCGCGCCAAGGCUAAGGAGCGCUUCGAGAAGGCCGCCAAGAUCCAGGGCAAGGUGGCCGAACGCAUCGUCUCGGCUAGCGACGACUUCACAAUGUACCUCUGGGAUCCGUCACAAGGCACCAAGCCCGUGGCGCGUAUGCUGGGUCAUCAGAAACAGGUUAACCACGUCACUUUCUCCCCGGAUGGCACUCUCAUCGCCAGCGCGGGCUGGGACAACCAUACUAAGCUCUGGAGCGCGAGAGAUGGCAAGUUCAUCAACACGCUGCGCGGACACGUCGCGCCUGUGUACCAGUGCGCCUUCUCCGCGGACUCGCGGCUGCUUGUGACGGCAUCAAAAGAUACCACGCUCAAGGUGUGGUCCAUGGCGACGCACAAGCUGGCUGUAGACCUUCCGGGGCACCAGGAUGAGGUGUAUGCCGUUGACUGGAGUCCCAGAGAUGGCCAGCGCGUGGGCAGUGGUGGAAAGGAUAAGGCUGUGAGUUGGGCAACUGUUGCAAUGCGUGGUCUUGCGCAUAUCAUGGAUGGGUUUUUGGCAACUAGAAUACGGAUACACAAAAGAGAAUAUACCCCAUUUGUUCCCAAGCUGCCCAUGCCUUAUCUCACGAAUUUUGCCUUGGCCUGCAUUGCUAGACAUCUUGAACCACUCCGCUCGACGUCGCAGGACUACCAGUUGUUCAUUUCUUUGCCUUUCUGCUUUGCCCAGAGCAUGGGCCAUUACAUCCAGCAUCACCCCGGAUGGCCAAGACUCAAUGGAAGAAUCUCCUCCGCAGACUUCAAGAAUGAGGGGGAAAAGGCGUCGGAGGAUGGGAGUAGUACGAAACUCACAACAGCAUCGUUUCUCAAGGGCAUCCAAGAUGUAACCUCAACCUCUUUCGCAAGUGAAGAUGACCGCAUGCAAGCACUCCUCGGAACAUACGCUCUAAUGGCGCGCCUAGAAUCUCCAUGGGAGACAUUGGUGAGGAUCUGUAUGACACAGCCCGCCCUUGGCGCAACUCUGAAGAUUCUGAAGGACUUGCAACUUUUUGAGAAAUGGCAAGCUCGGAACGGCGAGCCAAUGACGAGUUGCCAGCUUGCUGAGCUUCUUGGAGGCACUUGUGAUCCCGCGCUACUCUAUCGGUUCCUACGUCUAAUGGCAUCGAAUAAUCUUCUUGAAGAAACCUCCGUAGGUGUCUUCAAGCCGACGUCAUUCGGAGGUUCCGUCACAGCACCAUUGUUCGACAGUCUAAUCCACAGCUUCAAUGACACGAUCCUCCCAAUGUACGCCAAAAUGCCAGAAUACUUUUCAAAAACGGACUACACCAAUCCGCAAGACUCCUCCUACACCGUCUUCCAGUACGCGCACAGGUGGGACGGCGAUCUAUGGUCCUACUACCAAGCUCACCCCAAACAGCAAGAGCAGUUUAGUACUAUUCAGCAGACAAUCUCAGGGCUACAUCCUGCGUGGACAGAGAUCUUCCAAGUCGAGAGACUGAUGGAAGGGGAUGAUGCUCAGACGCCUUUGCUUGUGGAUGUUGGCGGGAGUACCGGGCACGAUGUACUCAAGUUCCACUCCUUCUACCCAGAGACAGCCUCCCGAUUGUAUCUCGAGGAUUUAGGGUCCGUGGUAGAACAAGCUUUCUUGCCUGAGGGGGUACACAGGGUUUCAUACGACUUCUUUACACCACAGCCGAUAAGAGGAGCGAGAGCAUACCUACUGCACUCCAUACUCCACGAUUGGUCCGACGCCCCAGCCCGCAAGAUUCUAGAAAUUCAGAGAGACGCCAUGACGCCCGGAUUCAGCAAGUUACUCAUCCACGAUAACAUUGUCGAAACGGCUCUAGCACAUCCGCAGACAACCGCCUUCGAUAUCCAGAUGAUGGCCAUGGUCGCCGGUCAAGAGCGGACAGAGGAUCAGUGGAGGGAGCUUAUUACCUCGGUUGGAUUACGUGUUGUCAAUAUUUGGAGGUUGAAGUCUGCUGUGCAUAGCAUCAUUGAAGUCUCGAGAUAG
Messenger RNA from Colletotrichum lupini, 4653 nucleotides. Its product is annotated as WD domain-containing protein. The coding region runs from base 1 to 4653 and encodes 1550 amino acids. NCBI's taxonomy places the organism in Eukaryota, Fungi, Ascomycota, Sordariomycetes, Glomerellales, Glomerellaceae. Gene Ontology annotation, cellular component: nucleolus. The transcript is spliced from 15 exons. Gene Ontology annotation, biological process: ribosomal large subunit assembly. Gene Ontology annotation, molecular function: O-methyltransferase activity; protein binding. The record is from RefSeq and is a predicted model, not a curated record.